Molecule: messenger RNA, 360 nt
Organism: Saccharomyces cerevisiae S288C
Lineage: Eukaryota; Fungi; Ascomycota; Saccharomycetes; Saccharomycetales; Saccharomycetaceae
Gene: YCL042W
Exons: 1
Coding region: 1-360 (119 amino acids)
Source: RefSeq, marked reviewed
AUGGAAAAAAAAAAAAUUUUAGACGCGGCGCUUGCACCCCGCAUUAUAAGUGGUGUGCCGACGGACGGUCAACCCCUUUCAGGGGGCCCCCUAUCUUGGGCGUGGUGUCACACCACGCUCAAACGGUGGGCACUAAUGAAAACGCGCCCAUAUAAAUAUCCGCUAUCAACAGAACCCCCAACCCCCCCAUCAGUGCCCAACUCAGCUUCCGUAAACCACAACACCACCACUAAUACAACUCUAUCAUACACAAGAUGUCAUUCGACGACUUACACAAAGCCACUGAGAGAGCGGUCAUCCAGGCCGUGGACCAGAUCUGCGACGAUUUCGAGGUUACCCCCGAGAAGCUGGACGAAUUAA